AUGGAAGAGUUGUUUCCCCCUUUAAAAGCAACGAUGAUGUUGAUUGUGACUAUUGUACUUGCUGUGAUUCCAUGGUAUCUUCUUAACAAGUUGUGGUUUAAGCCAAAGAGGUUUGAGAAACUUCUGAUAUCUCAAGGUCUUCAAGGUGAUCCAUAUAAGUUCUCACUAUUUGACAAGUCCAAACAAAAUCAUAUGAUGAAGUUGCAACAUGAAGCUCAACAUAAAUCCAUUGGUAUUUUCAAACAACCUGCUGCACCUUCUAUCUUCACACCUGUUCAUCAAACUGUUGACAAAUAUGGAAAGAAUUCAUUUUUAUGGGAAGGUACAACACCAAAGGUUGUCAUCACAGAUCCUGAGCAAAUUAAGCAAGUCUUCAACAUGAUUGAGGACUUCCCCAAACCAAAGUUAACUUCACUUGCCAAGUAUUUGACCAAUGGUAUUGUACAAUAUGAGGGUGAGAAAUGGGCCAAACAUCGAAAAAUCAUCAAUCCUGCUUUCCACACUGAAAAAUUAAAAGGUAUGCUGCCUGCAUUUUCUCACAGUUGCGAAGAAAUGAUAAGAAAAUGGAAGGAAUUGUUGUCAUCAUCAGAUGGAACAUGUGAGAUUGAUGUUUGGCCUUUCCUUCUAAAUUUGACGCGUGAUGUAAUUUCUAGAACAGCAUUCGGGAGCAGCUAUGCAGAAGGAACAAAAAUAUUUCAACUUUUGAAAAGCCAGGGAUUUCUUGUGAUGACAGAACGAUACGCAAACAUUCCGUUAUGGCAGCUUCUACCAACAACUUCCAAGAGGAGGAUGAAGGAAAUGAAUAGAGAUAUAUGUGAUUCACUUGCGGGGGUAAUUAAAAAACGAGAAAAAGCAUUGAAGAAUGGCGAAACUGCUAUUGAUGAUUUAUUAGGCAUACUUUUGCAAUCAAAUCAUGCUGAAAAUGAAGAACAUGGAAACGGUAAGAGCAUUGGAAUGACCGGCCAAGAAGUGAUGGAUGAAUGCAAAAAUUUUUACAAUGCAGGACAAGAGACAAGUUCGGUUUUAUUGGUUUGGACAAUGGUGUUAUUAGGAAGGUAUCCUGAAUGGCAAGCGCGUGCAAGAGAAGAAGUUUUGCAAGUUUUUGGAAACCAAAAUCCAAACAUUGGAGGGUUAAAUCAACUUAAAACUGUAACCAUGAUUUUGUACGAGGUACUAAGGUUAUAUCCGCCUGUAAUUUACUUCAACCGAUCUCUUGGAAAGGAUUUGAAACUUGGAAACCUUUUCCUAUCUAAAGGAACAAAUAUUUCCUUACCAAUACUUCUGAUUCACCAAGAUCAUGAUAUAUGGGGUCAUGAUGCAAAAGAGUUCAAACCAGAAAGGUUUGCUGAAGGAAUUGCAAAGGUAACAAAAGGUCAAGUUUGCUAUUUCCCUUUUGGAUGGGGUCCUAGAAUUUGUAUCGGCCAAAACUUUGCCUUAUUAGAAGCAAAGAUAGUGAUAUCAAUGAUAUUGCAGAAUUUUUCAUUUCAGCUUUCUCCUACUUAUGUGCAUGCUCCUACAACUGUGCUUACUUUGCAGCCAGAAUUUGGGGCAACCAUUAUUUUACAUAAAUUGUAA
Molecule: messenger RNA, 1575 nt
Organism: Vicia faba (fava bean)
Lineage: Eukaryota; Viridiplantae; Streptophyta; Magnoliopsida; Fabales; Fabaceae
Source: the annotation of a GenBank genome assembly